CUAUAUAUAGCCUUCACUGCAAUUAAAUUUUCUCACACCUCUCCAACAAAUAGCAAUGGAUUCCUCAAAUCUCACAUCUCUUUCCGUCGCCCUUCUCAUUACCCUCUCCGCCAUCUCCGGCGCCACCGCCGCCGUAUUCACCGUCCGGAACAACUGCCCCUACACCGUCUGGGCAGCCGCCACUCCAGUGGGCGGCGGCCGCCGGCUCAACCGUGGCGAGUCCUGGACCUUCAACGUCCCCGCCGGCACCCGCGGCGGCCGAGUCUGGGGCCGAACCGGCUGCUCCUUCGACGGCGCCGGUCGAGGCCGCUGCCAGACCGGCGACUGCGCCGGCGCCCUCGAGUGCCGCCUCUCUGGCCAGAAGCCCCUAACCCUAGCCGAAUACACCCUCGGCAGCGGCGGCGCUCGCGAUUUCUACGACAUCUCGGUUAUCGACGGCUUCAACCUUCGGAUGGAAUUCAGCGGCGGAUCCGACGGCUGCAACCAGCGGACGCUGCGGUGCGCGGCGGACAUUAUCGGGCAGUGCCCGUCGGAGCUGAGGAUUCCGAACGGGUGCAAUGAUCCCUGCACUGUGUUCAGGACCAAUGAGUACUGUUGCAAUACCGGUCCGUGCGGACCGACUCGGUUCUCCCGGUUUUUCAAGGACCGGUGCCCUGAUGCGUACAGCUACCCUAAGGAUAAUACAGCAACUAAGAGCUGCCCUGGAGGGACAAAUUACAACGUCGUUUUCUGCCCUUAGAUCGAUCCGUGUUUGGACGGUCCGGAUUUGAUUUUAAUUCACGUCUCUGACCUAUAGAAUCUAUGCAAGAAUAAAUAACUAAUGAUGUGUAAUAACAUUUCCGAUGGAAAUGAACCAUACGUUGCAAUAAUAUACUCUCGAAAUGAUGUAAGUUUUUCGUUUUUUAA
Andrographis paniculata is the source of this 906-nucleotide messenger RNA. RefSeq names its product protein P21-like. NCBI's taxonomy places the organism in Eukaryota, Viridiplantae, Streptophyta, Magnoliopsida, Lamiales, Acanthaceae. Gene Ontology annotation, cellular component: extracellular region. The transcript has a single exon. Gene Ontology annotation, biological process: defense response. The record is from RefSeq and is a predicted model, not a curated record. Bases 56 to 739 code for a protein of 227 amino acids.